GGUGCCUACAAGUACAUCCAGGAGCUGUGGAGGAAGAAGCAGUCGGACGUGAUGCGGUUCCUGCUCCGCGUGCGCUGCUGGCAGUACCGGCAGCUCUCCGCCUUGCACCGAGCCCCCCGGCCCACCAGGCCAGACAAAGCUCGCAGGCUGGGAUACAAGGCCAAGCAAGGUUACAUUAUCUACCGUGUCCGUGUCCGCCGAGGGGGCCGGAAGCGCCCGGUCCCGAAGGGCGCGACCUACGGCAAACCCGUGCACCACGGCGUCAACCAGCUGAAGUUUGCCCGGAGCCUCCAGUCUGUAGCAGAGGAACGUGCUGGCCGUCACUGUGGGGCUCUGAGAGUCUUGAACUCGUACUGGGUGGGUGAAGAUUCCACGUACAAGUUUUUUGAAGUGAUCCUGAUCGAUCCCUUCCACAAGACCAUCAGGCGCAACCCUGACACCCAGUGGAUCACCAAGCCCGUCCACAAGCACAGGGAGAUGCGUGGGCUGACGUCGGCCGGGCGGAAGAGUCGUGGGCUGGGCAAGGGCCACAAGUUCCACCACACCAUCGGUGGCUCGCGCCGCGCGGCCUGGCGGCGGCGCAACACCCUGCAGCUGCACCGCUACCGCUAGGCUUGUACCUGUCACCCUCUAAUAAAGCUGCUGCGGGCUGUCA
Messenger RNA from Merops nubicus (carmine bee-eater), 655 nucleotides. It is a transcript of the gene RPL15, whose product is annotated as ribosomal protein L15. Gene Ontology annotation, biological process: cytoplasmic translation. Gene Ontology annotation, molecular function: RNA binding; structural constituent of ribosome. The record is from RefSeq and is a predicted model, not a curated record. The annotation marks the transcript as partial. Lineage: Eukaryota; Metazoa; Chordata; Aves; Coraciiformes; Meropidae. Gene Ontology annotation, cellular component: ribosome; cytosolic large ribosomal subunit. The transcript has 3 exons.